Lotus japonicus is the source of this 704-nucleotide messenger RNA. Its product is annotated as S-type anion channel SLAH4-like. Gene Ontology annotation, biological process: transmembrane transport; intracellular monoatomic ion homeostasis. The annotation marks the transcript as partial. The record is from RefSeq and is a predicted model, not a curated record. Gene Ontology annotation, cellular component: membrane. Gene Ontology annotation, molecular function: voltage-gated monoatomic anion channel activity. The transcript has 2 exons. NCBI's taxonomy places the organism in Eukaryota, Viridiplantae, Streptophyta, Magnoliopsida, Fabales, Fabaceae.
UCUCAUUACUUGGUGCUUUUUGUGACUCUGUAUCAGAGGUUACCAGGGUAUGAUAAUAGCCUCCCUCCUCUGCUGCGUCCUGUGUUCUUCUUGUUCUUUGCGGGGCCAAGCGUAGCGAGCUUGGCUUGGCGCUCCAUCUGUGGCGAGUUUGAUACCGCUUCCAAGAUGCUGUUCUUCUUCCUCUUUCCUUCUUCCUUUCUUUUCAUGCCCCUGGUUUCAAGGCCUCUGCUAUUUAAGAAGUCCAUGAAGAAAUUCAAUGUGGCAUGGUGGGCUUAUUCUUUUCCUCUGACGGCUUUGGCACUUGCUUCAGCAGAGUAUGCACAUCAAGUUAAGGGAAUGAUCACUGCUCAUGCUGUUAUGUUGGUCUUAUCUUUGGUCUUAUCUUUAAUCUCAGUUGUGGUGUCUGUGGUAUUGAUGAUUGUCACUGCUUUGAACACUAGCAUGUCCUUACCAGCUAACAACUUCGACUCAAAUUAGAAAAGCAAUUGCACAGCAACGUGAUUAAUAUUAAUGUGUGUGGAUACCAACUUAAUAUCACGCGAAUGGACUUUUUAUCGUAAUUUAUAAAAAUAGUUCAUUCCCUUUCUAAGUUUGAAGUGAGGUAACCAAACACACUCUUAGUUAUUAAUGGGAAUGGGAAUGGGAAUAGGAAUGAUCAGCAUUUGUAAUUGUAAAUCAUAUAUAAAAUGUCUUUACAAUUUGAU